Molecule: messenger RNA, 2636 nt
Organism: Punica granatum (pomegranate)
Lineage: Eukaryota; Viridiplantae; Streptophyta; Magnoliopsida; Myrtales; Lythraceae
Source: RefSeq, a predicted model, not a curated record
CAUUCUCCUCCCCCCGCCUUCUUCUCACCGAACCACAGCUCUGCAACUGCGGGAAGGAGUCUGCCUCUCCUCUUCGAAGGCUUUGGGGAGUUCGGUCGUCGUCUCGUUCUUCUCUCUUACCAAUCGUAGAAGCCCACUGCCUUCGAGAGGGUCCGUUUCUCGAUUGCUGGUUCUGUUUCUUUGUAAUCUUGGCCUGAAUUUCCCGGCCUUUCUCCGAGAAGAUGGCGUCUUGCACGGCUCAAAUCCAUUUCCUGGGUCUAACCGGAGCUGGGUCAUCCUCUAAGAUUCCGAAAUCGGGGCGGCCCUCGCAGUCGCUGUUCUUUGGCCAAACCCUAAAUUCAUCCAAGACGGCGCCGUUCUUGAAGCUCAACACCCGGGGAACGAGGUCGAGGAGGUAUGCGGUUGGCCCUGUCAGGGUAGUCAACGAGAAGGUGGUGGGCAUUGACUUGGGGACCACGAACUCGGCGGUGGCGGCUAUGGAGGGAGGGAAGCCUACCAUAGUGACCAACGCCGAGGGGCAGAGGACCACUCCCUCGGUUGUGGCUUACACCAAGAACGGCGACAGGCUGGUGGGGCAGAUUGCUAAGCGGCAGGCCGUCGUUAACCCCGAGAACACCUUCUUCUCGGUGAAGAGGUUCAUUGGGAGGAAAAUGUCCGAGGUGGAUGAGGAGUCCAAGCAGGUGUCUUACAGGGUUGUGAGGGAUGAGAAUGGCAAUGUGAAGCUCGAGUGCCCUGCUAUUGGCAAGCAGUUUGCUGCUGAGGAGAUUUCCGCACAGGUGUUGAGGAAGCUGGUGGAUGAUGCAUCAAAGUUCUUGAAUGACAAGGUGACCAAAGCUGUCGUGACUGUGCCUGCCUACUUCAAUGACUCCCAGAGGACAGCUACUAAGGAUGCUGGCCGUAUCGCUGGUCUAGAAGUUCUUCGUAUAAUCAAUGAGCCGACUGCAGCAUCACUGGCGUAUGGUUUCGAAAAGAAGAACAAUGAGACCAUUCUUGUGUUUGACCUUGGAGGUGGUACCUUUGAUGUCUCAGUGCUUGAGGUUGGUGAUGGAGUGUUUGAGGUGCUUUCCACUUCUGGAGAUACCCACCUUGGUGGUGAUGACUUUGAUAAGAGAGUUGUUGAUUGGCUUGCUGGAAACUUUAAGAAGGAUGAGGGCAUUGACCUUUUGAAGGAUAAGCAAGCCCUUCAGAGGUUGACUGAGACAGCUGAGAAAGCCAAAAUGGAACUCUCAUCUUUGACUCAGACAAACAUCAGUCUGCCCUUCAUCACUGCCACUGCUGAUGGCCCCAAGCAUAUUGAAACUACUCUUACAAGAGCCAAAUUCGAGGAAUUGUGUUCAGACCUCCUUGACAGGCUGAGAACGCCAGUAGAGAAUUCCUUGAGAGAUGCAAAGCUCACUUUCAAAGACUUGGAUGAGGUUAUCCUUGUCGGUGGUUCUACCCGUAUCCCAGCUGUUCAGGAGCUCGUCAAGAAGAUGACAGGGAAGGAUCCUAAUGUCACGGUUAACCCUGAUGAAGUUGUUGCUCUUGGAGCAGCCGUACAGGCUGGUGUUCUUUCUGGUGAUGUGAGUGACAUUGUGCUUCUGGAUGUGACCCCGUUAUCUCUUGGGUUGGAGACUCUUGGCGGUGUGAUGACCAAGAUUAUCCCGAGGAACACUACCUUGCCCACUUCAAAGUCCGAGGUUUUCUCAACUGCUGCUGAUGGUCAGACAAGUGUUGAGAUUAAUGUCCUUCAGGGCGAGAGAGAGUUUGUCAGGGACAACAAGUCUCUUGGAAGUUUCCGGUUGGAUGGUAUUCCCCCGGCGCCUCGUGGCGUACCACAGAUUGAAGUGAAAUUCGAUAUUGAUGCCAAUGGUAUCCUCUCCGUUACUGCCGUUGACAAGGGUACUGGAAAGAAGCAAGAUAUCACCAUAACUGGUGCUAGCACCUUGCCUGGUGAUGAGGUGGAGAGGAUGGUGAAGGAGGCUGAGAGGUUCGCAAAGGAGGACAAGGAGAAGAGAGAUGCCAUUGACACCAAGAACCAGGCCGACUCCGUUGUAUACCAGACAGAGAAGCAGCUGAAGGAGCUCGGAGACAAGGUCCCUGCAGCCGUGAAGGAGAAGGUCGAGGCCAAGCUCGGAGAGCUUAAGGAAGCGAUCUCAGGUGGCUCAACCCAGGUCAUGAAGGAUGCGAUGGCUGCCCUGAACCAGGAGGUAAUGCAGCUCGGCCAGUCACUUUACAACCAACCAGGUGCACCGGGUGCAGGCGGGGCUGCUCCUGGCGGCUCAGCUGAUCCCACAGAGUCAUCCAGCGACAAGGGUCCAGAAGGAGAUGUCAUCGAUGCUGACUUCAGUGACAGCAAGUAAGCGGAAUGACAGUAUCUUUGGGUAGGGAUUUUUUUGGUUUGCCCUCUUUCGUUUACCUUCAUCUGAUUCCUUGAAGGUGUUAUAGGCAAUGAAUUUUGAGAGAGAGAUACGGUAUUGUGUGUUGAAAGAGUCUGCUUGAAUUAAUGAGCCUGUCCUCGUUAUUAUUCUUGGGGGAAAAGGAUACAAAGAGAGGUUAUCAGUUACUAGUUGGCAGGGACGAUGAAAAAGCUUGUUAACAUGUGAUGUCCAAGAUUAUGAUUGUCAUCUUAGUGGUAAAGUCUCAUUCAAACUUUA